Molecule: messenger RNA, 1197 nt
Organism: Eucalyptus grandis
Lineage: Eukaryota; Viridiplantae; Streptophyta; Magnoliopsida; Myrtales; Myrtaceae
Product: class V chitinase-like
Exons: 1
Biological process (GO): chitin catabolic process; carbohydrate metabolic process
Cellular component (GO): extracellular region
Molecular function (GO): chitin binding; chitinase activity
Source: RefSeq, a predicted model, not a curated record
ACCCGAUUAAAGGCUCCAGAAGAGCGGUCUUCUUCCUCCUCCCGUAAUCUCAAGCCACCCACUUCCGCUUUCACAUUCUGUUCCGAGCCGUCUCUCAAGGCGGGCGAAGGCAAAAUCGCCUGUCUCUUCAUCUUUUUCCUCUGUCUCCCCCCAUCUUCGGAGGCACAAACGUGGGUCAAGUCCGGUUACUUCUACGCCGGCAACGAAAUCCCGGUCUCAGACAUCGAUUCCUCUUUGUUCUCUCACCUCAUAUGCGCUUUUGCUUACAUCGACUCUUCGACCUAUCAGCUCUCCGUCAACUCCUCCACUGAGCAAUCCUUCUCCACCUUCACGAGCACCGUGAAACGCAAGAACCCUUCGAUCACCACGCUGCUAUCAGUGUGGGCAGCAGCGUGGGCAGGCCGAGAGGAUCCUUCAGCUUUCGUUUCGAUGCUCAGUGAGUCUUCUUCAAGAAGGUCCUUUAUCGAGUCUACCAUAGAAAAGGCAAGGCUUUAUGGGUUCAGUGGGGUUGAUCUCUGUGGGGUCUUGCCCAGUAGGAGCAUUAACAUGACCAAUUUGAGUGCCCUUUUGCGGGAGUGGAGAGAUGCUGUAGAUGAAGAAUCAAGAAAAUCUGGGAAACCUCCGUUGCUGCUAGUAAUGGCCGUGUAUUGUCAACCCAUUUUUAACUCCGUGAGUUACCCACUUGACUCAAUUCAGAGAAAUUUGGAUUGGGUUCACCUAAAUGCGUAUGAUUACCAUCUCCCCACCAGGGAAAGAUUUGCGCUCCCUCACGCAGCUUUAUUUGAUCCAGCAAGCCAGAACAACACAGACUUCUGCAUAACUUGGUUGCUGACUAGACGAUUUCCUGCAAGAAAGCUGGUUCUGGGCUUGCCCUAUCAUGGCUAUGCUUGGCAGCUUCAGGAUUCGAGCGCCGAUGCCAUUGGCCAUCCAGCAGUGGGGCAUGCUGUGACGGCGGAUGGGUCAUUUGGAUACAAGGCUAUAAAAUCUUAUGUCCGAGAUUCUGGUUAUGGAGCCAGUCCUGUUUAUGAUGGUACAUAUGCGGUGAAUCUUUUCAGAAAGGGAUCGGUAUGGAUCAAUUUCGAUGAUGUGGAGGCCAUCCGAGCCAAAGUAACUUAUGCCAAGGAAAAGGGGCUCCUUGGUUACAGUGUGUUUCAGGUUGGCAAUGAUCAGAACUGGGUCCUUUCUCGGACAGGUUAG